Molecule: messenger RNA, 4205 nt
Organism: Rhipicephalus sanguineus (brown dog tick)
Lineage: Eukaryota; Metazoa; Arthropoda; Arachnida; Ixodida; Ixodidae
Product: nose resistant to fluoxetine protein 6
Exons: 15
Coding region: 275-2548 (757 amino acids)
Molecular function (GO): acyltransferase activity, transferring groups other than amino-acyl groups
Source: RefSeq, a predicted model, not a curated record
AGACCCACCGCGACCAAGGCUGAUUUCCAUACGCCGACCGGAGGCACACACGCACAUCAUAGUGGGCCACCGGAAACUUAACCGGGCGCGAGCUUUUAGAGACCGCGGUGCCAUCCCGAUCCGCACAGAGAGACGCCGCGCUCCAAAGGAGACUGUUGCUUCCGACGCUCUCCUUUCGAUCGGCUGCUUUCCCAUCUCGAGAGCUACCGCCGUACUUGACGCGACAGCUUCGCGUAGACAAGCGACUGUCGUGCCGGCUUCACUCUGUGAUACCAUGGCGCGGGCGCCGGGCCGAACCAUGUUCGUUCUCCUACUGGGAGCGACAGUGUUGCUCUCCAGCAUCCCCCAGACCGCUGUCGCACUCAACGCCACUGACGAAACGCUCACGACACUCGCUAGUGUCAUCGAUAUGGUCACGACAACCCAGGCACCAGAGCCCAACAUGCUGGAGCGCCUGCGCAAGACUGUUCGCGAUCGCCUGGACGCUUCUUACGACAGCAUGGCUGAACGGUUCCUAUCCGCCAAAAUGUCAUCGCAGUGCGCCUUCAAACUACUCAAGUUCGUCCACGGCUUGAGGAACUUCGAGCCAUGGACGCUACGAAUGAUCGAUGCGUCGGGCAAGUAUCCAACCGGCCUAUUCCAGGGAUCGCUGUCCGAUCUGGGUGCGUACGACCAGUGCAUCGAGACGGUAAUCCAUGACGAAUACGGCGGAGAGAAGGUGCGCGCCCAGUACUGCAGCGUAUACAUCAAACUCGGAAAGGACAUGUCCUUCCUAGAACACUUGGACGAUGCCCUACGCCUCUCGCACAGGAGGACACCAACGUUUUCUAGGUACCAGAACGACGACAUUGUACACGGCGUGAAAAUCGGGCUUUGCAUUGUCCAGGAAUGCAAGCCAGAAGACAUCGAAGCCAUCGCUGGCGUCUUGAUCACCGGAGAUACCAAGGUCACGGUGACGGACUGUGUCACGAACAAACCUACCGAAAUCGACACCACGCAGGCGGCGAUCAUUGGCGUCCUGGGAGUGAUUGCAUUUUUCAUGGCAGCGAGCACAGCAAUCGACAUCUACCUGAACAACACACGUGGAGAUGAACCAAGAGGAACGGCGCUCACUGCACUGACGAGCUUCUCCAUAGUGGCCAACUCGAAGAUGCUGGUGAAGGUGACCGACGACAAGCAGUCGGACGCGUACAAGCUGCGGUUUCUGCACGGCAUGCGCUUCUUCAGCAUCGGCUGGGUCGUACUCGGCCACUCGUACAGCACAUUCAACUUUACCAACAUGGCCCGCCUUGUGAACGCUCUUCAUUACGGAGAUAACAUCAUGUUCUGUUUCAUCAUGGCCGGCUAUCUCAGUGUGGACACCUUCUUGUUCCUAGCUGGUUACCUGUUGACAUACAACUUACUGAGGGAACGUUCCAACGCCCUGUUUGGCAGCAUCAUUGCCGUUAUCAGAAGAUACAUCAGAGGAACCAUACCCAUCGCUUUUUGUAUUAUGUGCACUUUCCUUGCGCCGCUCAUUUUCAAAGGUCCCACCACGCCGACAUUGUAUAAGUACUUUUAUAAGGAAAUCCACACACAAUAUUGGGCACUCUUGCUUCAGAUUAGGAACUUCACCGGAAAGCUCCACAUCGGGAUGUACGGUCACCUGUGGUACAUGUCGACGGAUUUCCAGCUGUUCGUGAUCUCAGUUAUAGUCAUCCAGUUCUUCAAGAAAAAAAUAUGGACGACGAUCAUUGUGUUUGGAACCCUUUCCCUCAUUGCCUGCUCGAUUUCUGCCUGGCAAGUUUCUAACACCAUCUACACGCCCUUCGUUCUUCCUAUGGCGGACAACUUCACGAUCAUGACCGGGACGUUGAACAAGUUUUACACUCACCCGUCAUAUCACGGCGUCGCCUUUUUCUUCGGUGCGAUGACGCAGCUGUUCCUGUACAGAUAUCCCUCGAUUAAAAUCAGCAAGAUGCUCCAGGCGGGUAUGUGGCUGAUGAGCGCGGCGUGUGGUCUCACCGCCAUCCUGAUCAUGUACGACUGGAACCGCGGCGAGCACCCACCCGAGUGGGCCAAGCUGUCGUUUGCCUUCUCCGAGAGGCUCCUCUGGUCCGUCUGGCUCGCCUGGCUCACCUUCGCCUGCUCCACUGGACGGGGUGGCUUCAUCUCCAAGUGGCUAUCGUGGAGCGCAUUCGUUCCCUUCAGCCGGCUCUCAUUCGGCGUAUACCUGCUGCACGUGCCGUACUACUUCAUCCGGUUGAAUGUCACCAGGGAGAGGAUAUUCUUCUCUCACUACACCAUGGUGACCCAGUACUUCGGCGCGCUGGUGGCCAGCUACCUGCUCAGCUACGUCCUAUUUGUGGCCUGCGAGGCACCCACAGGCCGCAUCGAGAAGCUCCUGCUCAUGCCUAAGCGACGGCCACAGCUGCACGACGACAAGAGCACCGUGCCUUACGUGGAGGACAAGAGUGGCAUGCUCAAUCCGCCGAUGUUGUACAAGCCCAAGGCGGAAACGGCCACCAACGGCAGUGCGGCGCCUCCCGGCCAGUCGAGUUACCUUUGAGCAUAGGCUGCGUACUCGACGCCGCUUCACUGUAUUUAUCAUCCCCCGGCCGGCCCCUCCUCGACUCGCUGAGCGCGUGUGGUGUUCGUGCACCAAAUGUGUUGGACGUCCGAAGGCUCGGUCGCGUAUAUGCAUAGAGGUCACUACUGUGAUUGAAGGAGAUUUAAAAAAAAAGAUGACGGUAGGUGUUUGUGUUUCGGGCAGAAAGGACCUGGCAAAGGAAUUUCAUUAAUUGUUCAAUAGCGAGGGAAAGCACAGUAGGAAAAAAAAUCCUUUUGGACUGAACGUUUGGUUAACGCGCUCAUCUUCCUACUAUGUCCUUCUUUACGUCAAGUAUGUCAAGAUCCGCUCACUUUGUCGCCUUUGUAACUCUUAAUUCGCACCACAAGUUUCUGCUCCCGGAACAUCUUCGGAGAACCUGUUAGGUGCCUUCCCACUGUAAUUUCACGUGGUGGCGAUCGUCGGCUAAGCCUGCAUUGUCAGUACAAAUGACGACCUUAAGGCACAAUGCCGCGAUAGAACGCUGAUGUGAAGGGAUCUAUCCUUUGUUUCUCACUUCUCUCCCUCACUCCUUUGAAAUAGAAACCUAUAUCACAAGGUUUUCCGCGGGACAUUGUGUGUACCAGAAAAUGCAGUGUCACCGCAUACCGCGUUUUUGCGGCAAUACACUCAAACCGAAGUGUCACCACAACCUGAGUGUUGUAGCAGGGAUGACGGGAAGCAAUUUUCACAUUUAGUUAUGUUCCAAGAGCGUGAAAACCUUAAGCAUUAAAAACAAUACAAGCUGCAACUUUUCUGUGCUGGAGCUGUGACAAAGCGCGAGAUGUGUGAAUCUUGACUGACAACAAGUCAUUAUACUAUUUUUUUUUCAUUUCAUCUUCAUUUCGAAGGUGUAAUGUGAUAAAACGGUCUGUUUUCCUAUGAGUACAGUGACAUCGCUCUAAGAUCAGAGUGACAAUAGUGAUACAAAUGACAACGAGAGCCACAUAUUCUUUGUUGAAUAAUGCGUGCUCUUGAAGAACAAUUAUGAACCAAUUGAGGCCAAGUUCCUUAAAAAAAGAUAAUCCAGAACGACGACGAUGAUCACAGGCCCGGUGGGGUAUGCGCUAAAAGUUCACAGAUGGGACUGUCCACUUCAGCGCGCGUUGAUUGGAUAGAGCUCGAGAGCCGGCGGACCAGCGCCAAGCGCCUCUGUCGGCCUUCGAGUCCUGUCGAAUCAUUGUGGGAUAUCACAAGCUAAUAUGGAGAGUCUACUUAGUGUACUGUUCCAGAAUGACACCCCUGGUGCCACCUCAGUCGCUGUUUUACUGUGAAAUCGAACAACAGGGAACCUUGUGUAUUAUUUGCGUGUUUUCACGGGAAACAUCGCUGUUUAGGUUUUCUUUCCUGCUCUUCGGCACACUCUCUUCAACAUUACUUUUGUAGUCUUGAAGGACGGAAGCGCGAUAAAGGGCGGGCUAACCACUUAAUGCUCAAGAAUUAUGUCGCCAAAAAUGUAGGCGACAGUUCAUUCGGGUUGUAUAUAUUCGUGAUCGCAGCUGCCAUAUCUAUCCUAUGGCCAUCUCGCGUUCACCAACGCUAGUUCAUAUUUUCAGCUGUGUUAUAUGCAUAGUGUAUUAUUGUUCACCUCCAGUUUUUUGCGUGGUAUAUGUUUAUG